This is a messenger RNA of Mytilus californianus (California mussel), 1402 nucleotides long. RefSeq lists its product as uncharacterized. Lineage: Eukaryota; Metazoa; Mollusca; Bivalvia; Mytilida; Mytilidae. The coding region runs from base 232 to 633 and encodes 133 amino acids. The record is from RefSeq and is a predicted model, not a curated record. The transcript is spliced from 2 exons.
GCAAAUUAUCGUUCCUGAAUAGGUGGCGCCGUGGUAGCGGAUCCUGUUCCUCUUCUUCCGGUUUCUGCACUGUGCAACUAUUUCAGUUAUAUUUUUAAUUAACGAUGCCAAGUACUUGUUGUUGUGUACCUGGAUGUCAUUUAAGAGGAGGACAUGCAUUUCCAAAUGACUUAAAAAGAAGGAAAAGUUGGAUCAACGCCAUGGCCCAUACGCAGAUUGGACGAGAACACGAUGAUAUCAUGGAGUCCAUCUCAAUCAGCUGUUGUUUGCAAGGCACGUUUUACUGAAAAAUACUACGUGCAGGAAACUAUUCAUGGGCGCAAACCCACCAUACAGAGACUUAAGUCUACUGCAAUUCCCAGCCUAUUUUCCUGGACCAAGCAAGAGACUGAAUCGUCCGCAAAAAGAAAAAUCAGGGCAGUUUCCUGUGAAAACAAAAGAACUAAACUUGAUGAAUAUUGUAGUAGAAAUCUAGAGGAAAGUUUUGAUUGUAAAGUUGGUUUUCCUGAAGAAGUCAUUCAUACUGCAGAAAGGAUUUAUGACUGUCCACCACCAACUGCCGAGCUAAUGUUGAGCUUCACAGAUGGAAUUACGCAAACACCAUCAAUGCCUAUGUUUUUAACAGAAUUUUGAAAUGAAGACACGUGACACAGCCAUGCAUUUUUAUACCGGUUUAGAGUUGUAUACUAAAUUUUUAUUUGUUUUGACCACACUUGGUCCAGCAGCACAUUGUUUGAGAUACAUAUAUUUUCAAAUUGAUAGGGUGUCAGUUGAAAAUCAGUUUUUUUAUGACUUUGAUGAAAUUGAGGCAUCAUACAACCAACUUUGAACUGUCUAGAUUCUAGAUUGAAUCUAGUGUUAAGAAUAUUGUGUAUACAUGGAUUGUUUUUAUGUCUAAACAGUGGUGUGAGGCUAACACUUGGCCAUCUAGUGGUUUAGUCAGGUAUUUUUCACCAUCCAACUUCAAAUUAAAGUUUCCUACGACUUGGAUUAUUAUUGACAGCACAGAAUAUCCCGUGAUAAAACCUAAAGCUCCUAGAGCUCAGGCAACCUUUUCAUCAAAUAAUAACAGAAACACUGAAAAUUCUUGAAUGUUCGACACCUGGUGGUUUAGUCAACUAUGUCUCUAUGUCACAUAGAGCGAAUUAUUGGACUUGGCAAAACAUACAAAAUUCUAAUAAAUCCUAUGAAUGGAACUGAAACAAAACUUUCAUCUGAAAUAACAUUUAGUUGUUUUAUGUUGUGUAAUUUGGACUUGGCAAAACAUACAAAAUUCUAAUAAAUCCUAUGAAUGGAACUGAAACAAAACUUUCAUCUGAAAUAACAUUUAGUUGUUUUAUGUUGUGUAAUUUUAGAACUUGUAUUGUGCCAAAGGAUGCAUAAAUAAAAGUGACGCAAUGAA